Messenger RNA from Blastocystis hominis, 994 nucleotides. RefSeq lists its product as hypothetical. The record is from RefSeq and is a predicted model, not a curated record. Bases 470 to 856 code for a protein of 128 amino acids. The transcript has 5 exons. Gene Ontology annotation, molecular function: protein disulfide isomerase activity. Gene Ontology annotation, biological process: protein folding. Gene Ontology annotation, cellular component: endoplasmic reticulum. Lineage: Eukaryota; Bigyra; Opalinata; Blastocystidae.
ACACAGCUUACACAAAACUAGUUUUCCUACGAUAUGUGUGUAUAGCAGUAAUCAGUUCACCUGUAAUCUGCUUAUUCUUUUCGCUCAGCUCCUCGAUUUCAGUCAACUGCUGUCUACAAUGUAUAUCUUCCCUCUAGGAAAAAUAGAUACGACUCUGUUUUAUGGAAUUCUUCAAGUGAAUCAAUCAAUGUCUUAAAACGAUCUUUUGAGUUUUUCAGCAGCUCCAUUUGUUGAUCAGCCUACAAUAUUUGCGAAAGAAAAAGGGAAACCUUCGUAAUGUGUUCAUUUACAACGCUUUCGUUUGAAUCUGUUGCCAUAGGACACUGACGCAAGCUUUCUUCAACGAUCACUUGCAUCUGCCGAAGAAACCACAUAGUCAGCUCUUGGAGUUCCGAUAUGGGAUCAAUUGGAGCAGGAUUCUGCAUCGCUCAAUAUUCUAAAUGAAUAGAAAUGAGAGUAAGAACAAAAGAUGAGGAAAACGAUUAUUCUGAUAUUGUUGUCUGUUCGAAAUGAGUUAUCUAAUGUAGAUAAUACUUUUUCUGGAGUAGUGUGCUUUUUACUGCUUUUUGUAAAUGUGUUUUCCAAUACGGUAGAGAUACUGACAAGCGCGAAUUUUGAUGAAAAAGUGUUACAAUCCAGUUCUGGCAAGUGGUUUGUGAAAUUCUAUGCCCCUUGGUGUCCUCAUUGCAUGGAAUUAUCUCCUGUCUGGAAUCAGUUGGCCGAGAUUGUUCCGGAUUCGAUCCAUAUUGCUGAAAUUGACGGAUCGCAGAACCAAGAUGUUUUCAGCCGCUAUAAUCUUCAUUCGAUUCCGACUUUGCUUUUAUUUAUCAAUGUAUACUUUUUUCUACUCAUUUGAAUUAUUCAGGGGACCUAUAUCGAGUAUGACAAAGAUCGGGAUUUGUUCUCUUUGUAUUCCUUCGUCAGAUUCUCCCAAUUGAACGAGAAGGGAGUGAUUUCUCCAUACUACAGAUUAACAGUGAUUUCCAUAGUAAAA